Messenger RNA from Mesorhabditis spiculigera, 645 nucleotides. The record is from the annotation of a GenBank genome assembly. NCBI's taxonomy places the organism in Eukaryota, Metazoa, Nematoda, Chromadorea, Rhabditida, Rhabditidae.
AUGUUCGCAGCAGUCAUCUGGGCCUCCCUCCUCGCCGCGAUCAGCGCCAACUAUGCAGUCUACAACAUCAACAUCUACGGAACUGAGGCUUGUGGCGCCAGGGUCAACGUGCAGCGCACCGAUAUCCGAGCUGUCGUCGACACCACCGGAGCUUCAACCCUGAAAUUCUACGGGCUGAACAACGCGCAGACUCUGGCCGCCGCCAUCGCCGACGACGCCAACAUCCCGCUUGUCGCCACGCUCACCAACAACUCGAAGUCGGUCACGGUGAAGAGCUACCUGAAGGGAAAAGUUACCGCCACUCAGACGAUCCUCGGCAACGCCAAGGCUUACAACUCGGCCGAUGGGAAGGCUGCGUUUAUGACUCGCUUCCAACGCAACACCUGGAAGAGCUCGACCGGCACGAUUCUUCAGAUGUACCAAUACAUCGAUGACACCACCCUCGUCUACAGCUACGAGCUGUCCCCUGGUGAUGUCCAGAUGGUGCCGAUGUACCUGGGAAUAGACGGCGCGUUCACCGGAACCCCUGUCUUCUACCAGUCUAUCCUGUGCGUCGACGGUACCACCUGGACGACGGCCAUCAACGGCUCGACCAGCACCUCGGCCUCCACCACCACUAACAUCACCCCCACCACCGCUUCCAUC